AUGGACGCCAGCAGCGUCACAUCGUUUCUUCAGGCUUGCGCUGACCAGCAGUCGGCGCCGCUGAAGUCCAUGCCGAGGAUCAAAGCGCGUCCUUCAAAACCCAAGAAGGUGACUGCAACCUCGGCACCGGCACCUCGUCCAAAGCCAUCCCAGCAGCCAGCGCCUCCCCACCACAGGAAAGGCAAAGUUGACCAAGUGGGGUCCAGAGACAGUUUGCAGGACGAGGAGCCACUUUUCGAGGCUGUGGAGGAGGUGGAAGCUGAGGAGGACGGCGACCAAGAUGAAGAAGACGAAGGUGGUGACGAGGUUGAGCUGUGA
Symbiodinium necroappetens is the source of this 318-nucleotide messenger RNA. The record is from the annotation of a GenBank genome assembly. NCBI's taxonomy places the organism in Eukaryota, Dinophyceae, Suessiales, Symbiodiniaceae.